Molecule: messenger RNA, 2382 nt
Organism: Insectozyma verbasci
Lineage: Eukaryota; Fungi; Ascomycota; Pichiomycetes; Serinales; Debaryomycetaceae
Source: the annotation of a GenBank genome assembly
AUGAAUUUCUCAAUCUACGACCUCGACCAAAACAUAAAAAACCUUCUAAACAUAGAUAAUUUCCUAGAUGGACUCUCAGUAAAUGAUUUCAUUGAAGAAAUAUCAAAAGAACAUUAUUUAAAGGGUCUUGAAGUAAAGAACGAUAAACAAUAUCUCGAUCCAAAACCAUAUAUUCGAACAUUUGAAAGCACAAUACGUUAUCUUAAACAAUUAGAAGUCGAAGCAAAUGAGUCUAAAAUAAAUAAUGAGUCCAAAAUGGAAAGUUUUGAAUUACAACACUCACAUAAUGUAAUUGAACUAAAUUCGGAAAUUGAAUCACUGAUGAAAGAAUUGGAUAAUUUAGAUAAGUCAAUUAGUUCAAUUUCGUCGAAGAUUAAUCCAUUAGGUACACAAUUGAAUAAAAUCAGUAAUAGUAGAGAUAGGAGCCAGGAGACGAUUUUUUUAAUUAGGGCAUAUCAUGGAUUUUUCACCAAGGAGACAUAUGCUCCAUUAGAGAAUUUAAGAGUGAGUAAAAAAUUAGAGGAUAAAAUUAAAUGUGCAAAGACAGUUAAAAAUCUUCGUAAUUUGGCUAUUCAAGUAUCAAAUGAAUCACAAUCCUCAACUUUAAAAUGUAUAAAAAGUAUAGAAACAUAUGGAGACAAAAUGGAAAGUGAAUUACUUGAAAAGUUUGAAAUUGCAUCUAAUAAUGAUGAGGAUUUAGAUUUUGAAAUCAUGAAUGAAAUAGCUAAGAUAUUAAUGGAGUAUAAUGAGGGAAUAAAUGUAAUUCAAACAUUUGUAAACAACAACGACAUAAUAAUACAAGAGCAAGAUGAAUCAGACGAACUUUCCGAGUCAGAUUUUAUUAAAUUCAGUGAUCCAAAUUUUUCAGAUUUUAAAUUACCUGAGUCAUUAUUAUCCACUUUUGAUAAUCUUAAAUUUGAAAUUAAAAGUAGGGUAAGAAUUAGUUCAAAAGUAUUUGAUGAUCCAAAACCAAUUAUUAAAAUAUUCAUAACGAGAAUAUACGCACAAAUUAUAAGAAACAAGCUCACCAACUUAUUAAACAACAGUUUGUCUAAUUCAUUAGCACAUGUUAGAAUAUUACAUUUAUUGCAUAAUCUCGUAUUCAAUUUCACUUCACAAAUAAAAGAAUUUCUCAUAGUGGAGGAAUUCGAAAAGGAGACAUCAGAAUUGUCUACAUUAUUGGAUCAAUGUUUUUCAGAUUUAUUUAUUGAAUAUAUUGGAGAUAACAUUUAUUUUAAUAGGGAGAAGAAAAAUCUUGAAAAUUUAAUCUAUGAUAUUGUUCAUAAAUUUAAUACUAUGAAUGAAUCAAUAAUUACAAAUAAGUCAUUAGCUUUAAGGUUGGAAAAUUUAGACAAUAUCGAGUUUCGUGAAAAACCCAUGGUUGAUAGAUUUGGAUUCAGUCUUGAAAAAAAACGAACGACUCAAUUUAAAACAUAUGUCAAAAACAAAUUAAAUGAAAAUAGGACCAGUCAAAGAUUAUCAAAUGACAAUUUAAAUGAAUAUACCACCAUUAACACGUUAAAAGUUGAAACGGUGCUAAAAUCAGUGAUUGAAUCAAUUACGAGAGUUUUAGAAUUGAGCCCCAAGUCUGCUGAGUAUUCAUUGGAAAUUUUAGAGAUUUUAAUUAUUGAUUUUGGUAAGUUGUAUAUUGGUGGUGGAUUAGAGAUCAUUUAUGAUGAGUGUAAGAAAGCAAGUACUAAUCUACACUAUCUCAAGUCAUUCAAUGUUGUAUCUGAAAUACUCCUUCUUAUGUCAUCAUGUAUUAAGAAGAUUAUAUUACCAUGUGCAACAAACAAUCCAAAUACAAAAAAUAGAAUGAUAAACUUAUUAAACAACUUCAUCUCGCAGUGUGAAUUGUCAUUGAAUAUUAUCCUGGAUGAAUUUUAUGAGACGGUCAUCAAGAAUUUGACUGGAUAUUUGAAUAAGCAGAAGAAGAAAGAUUUCAAUUGUGAUGCAAUUGAAGAUGACACUGAGGCUUGUGAGCUCAUAUCUGAUUAUUUAAACAAUUUGCAUUCUCAAUUAAAAAAUUCAUUGAAUGGGAAAAAUUUAGAUAAAUUAUUAAUUAAAAUUGGUUUGGAGUUCCGUGGGUUAUUGUUAGAACAUUUUAAAAAAUUUACUGUUAAUUCUAUUGGUGGGAUUGUUCUCACCAAAGAUGUGAUUAGGUACCAGAGUAUUAUUGAUGAGUGGAAGUUGCCUGUUUUGACUGAUAGUUUUGCAAUUUUGAAAGAGAUUGGGAAUUUAUUUACUGUUAAUUCUAAUCUUGUUAAUUCGUUAAUUACUGAGGGACAAUUGGCUCAGAUGAAACCUUAUUUGGUUAGACAAUAUAUUUCAAAGAGGGCUGAUUUUGAACCAAGUUAUGUUGAUAAAAUAUUUAAGAGAUGA